Prunus armeniaca (apricot) is the source of this 1944-nucleotide messenger RNA. The record is from the annotation of a GenBank genome assembly. NCBI's taxonomy places the organism in Eukaryota, Viridiplantae, Streptophyta, Magnoliopsida, Rosales, Rosaceae.
AUGGCAGCGACACCAAGUCACCUCAUCUCAACCUCCAUCUCCAUCUCCAUCAUCCUCCUCAUCUUCUCAUCGCUGAUGGAGUUUUUGGUUCUGGCCUCUGCCAAUCCCACCAGCCCUGCGCUUCUUCUCCAUUCACUCCCCGCCAUGGUCUUACCUCUCUACCUCUCCACCCCUAAUUCUUCGUCUAGGACUUCUUCCAAUCCUCGUCGACUCCUCCAGAGGUCCGAGUCCCUCAACCGCCCCAACGCCCGCAUGAGACUCUACGACGAUCUCCUCCGCAAUGGGUACUAUACGACGCGGCUUUGGAUCGGAACGCCUCCUCAGAGAUUUGCGCUUAUUGUGGAUACUGGGAGCACUGUCACCUAUGUGCCUUGCGCUUCUUGCGAAAUGUGUGGCAGACACCAGGACCCCAAGUUCGAUCCGGAAGAAUCGAGCACCUACAAAGCUGUCAAGUGCAACAUAGAUUGCACUUGUGACAGUGACAAGGUGAAUUGUAUUUAUGAGAGACAGUAUGCCGAAAUGAGUACCAGCAGUGGUGUGCUUGGUGAGGAUCUUGUAUCAUUCGGCAAUCAAAGUGAACUUGCACCUCAACGUGCAGUUUUCGGUUGUGAAAAUCUUGAAACUGGAGACCUCUACAGCCAGCAUGCGGAUGGCAUAAUGGGAUUGGGCCGUGGCGAUCUAAGUGUGGUGGAUCAACUUGUUGAUAAAGGUGUAAUAAGUGAUUCUUUCUCGUUAUGUUAUGGUGGAAUGGACAUUGGUGGAGGUUCAAUGGUUCUUGGUGGUUUCACUACCCCAUCAGACAUGGUCUUCACCCAUUCGAACCCUGUACGAAGUCCAUAUUACAAUCUUGAUUUGAAGGAGAUACAUAUUGCGGGAAAGCGAUUGUCUUUGAAUCCAAGUGUCUUUGAUGGAAAACAUGGAACAGUCCUGGACAGUGGCACAACAUAUGCUUACCUACCAGAAGCAGCAUUUCUAGCAUUUAAGGAUUACAUCAUGAAGGAGCUUAGUUCCCUCAAGCAGAUCCGUGGCCCUGAUCCAAACUAUAAUGAUAUUUGCUUCUCAACUGAUGAAAGUGAGGUCUCCCACCCGUCAGACACCUUUCCAACAGUUGACAUGGUAUUUGGCAGUGGGAAAAAGUUGACAUUAUCUCCUGAAAAUUACUUGUUCCGGCAUUCAAAGGUCCGUGGUGCUUACUGCCUUGGGGUUUUCCAAAAUGGAAAGGAUCCAACUACUCUUUUAGGAGGAAUUGUUGUCCGCAAUACUCUUGUAACAUACGACCGUGAGAAUUCCAAAAUUGGUUUCUGGAAAACUAAUUGUUCGGAGUUGUGGGAAAGACUUCACGAAUCUGUUUCGCCGCCAGCAAUGCCUCCUGCUUCUGGUAACAAGAAUUCAACUCCAGGAGUGAUGCCUACAUUAGCUCCAACUGGAGCGCCACCUUAUGUACUUCCAGGGGAACUCCAAAUUGGAAAAAUAACAUUUGAUAUGUCAUUGAACAUAAGCUACUCUGAUCUGAAGCCCCACAUUACAGAACUAGCUGAAUUCAUAGCUCAGGAAUUAGAAGUUAAUACAUCACAGGUACAUAUGUUGAAAUUUGCUGCUAAUAGAAAUGAUUCCCUCAUUAGUUGGGCCGUAUUUCCAGCAGACUCUACUGACAGCAUUUCCAAUACAACUGCAGCGGUUAUAGUUGCCAGGCUCGCUGAACAUCGCUUGCAGUUUCCUGUUAUGUUUGGAAGUUAUGAGUUGCUUGGAUGGAGAGUUGAGCCUAAGGAAGAACGGUCAUGGUGGCAGCGCAGUUAUGUGGUGGUUUUAUCCAUUUUAGGAAUUCUAGUGAUUGCAUUAUCAGUUGUUGGAUUGUGGUUUCUUUUGAGACACCGACAACGGACAGUCAAUCCAUACAAGCCUGUCAAUGCUGCUGUUCCAGAGCAAGAACUCCAGCCUCUCUGA